CCGCGAGCCCAACCCCCAGCAGCGGGCGGUAUAUAGAGAGGGGGCGCCUACCCAGACACUCGGGAACCCGACAACGCCAGGACCGCUUUGCCGGAGCCCGUCCGCAGGCCACCGCUCUCGGCGUCGUCACCCAUGGAUCCAGAAGGAUCCGACGGGGAGUCUGCAGAAGACGGCACCAGGGAUGUGGAGCCUCCCGGCCCAGGCCAGGACGAUGACCCCGGCUUCCUCAGCCUGGAAGUCGACGACGACCGCGAAGAGCCGCAGGAAACCCGGCCUACGGCGAUGUCGCUUACCGAAGACACCGAAGACACCGGAGACGGAGCGGCGGCGGAAGCGGGGGCCGAGGUCGCACCGGGGCAGGACCCUAGGGCCGCUGAAGUCGAGGAGGAAGCGGACGGCGACGGCGACGGCGACGGCGCCGCAGAAUCUCCACCGCCUGGGCCAGGGCAGCCGGGGCCGGGGGCACUGCCGCUCCAGGCCCCCGUCACGGGUCCGGCGCCGGCACAGGGGCAGCCGACGACCCUGCGCGUCAUGUUCAGCCUGUUGCAGCUGCGCGAGCUGGAGAACUUGUUCCAGCGCACCCAGUAUCCCAACGCGUUCAUGCGCCAGGAGCUUGCAAGAUUAAUCGAUGUGCCUGAAGCCAGAGUGCAGGUUUGGUUUAAGAACAGGAGGGCCAAGUGGAGGAGACAUCAGAGGGCACUGAGGUUCAGAAACGUGCCCCCCGUGGCCAUGGUCCCCCCCAUCAUCUUUAACUUGGGUGGACCCUACCGUGCCGUCCUCAAUCAGGAGCGGCCGGAUUGCCUGUGCGUUCUCCCCCAGCCACUGCUGCUGGGACCACCUCCGCGGCCCAUGCCGCUCUUUCCUGUUGCCUUCUUGCCUCCUCUGCCCUGGCUGCCUCCACCUUUCCCUCCCUUCGGCUGCCCUCCUGCGGGCGCUCCCGGGUUCCUACCGUCCGUGGUUCGCUGGUAAGCCCUUU
Molecule: messenger RNA, 976 nt
Organism: Callorhinus ursinus (northern fur seal)
Lineage: Eukaryota; Metazoa; Chordata; Mammalia; Carnivora; Otariidae
Biological process (GO): regulation of transcription by RNA polymerase II
Molecular function (GO): RNA polymerase II transcription regulatory region sequence-specific DNA binding; DNA-binding transcription factor activity, RNA polymerase II-specific
Source: RefSeq, a predicted model, not a curated record